Molecule: messenger RNA, 3657 nt
Organism: Eublepharis macularius
Lineage: Eukaryota; Metazoa; Chordata; Lepidosauria; Squamata; Eublepharidae
Product: sulfotransferase 1 family member D1-like
Exons: 8
Coding region: 79-966 (295 amino acids)
Biological process (GO): sulfation
Cellular component (GO): cytoplasm
Molecular function (GO): sulfotransferase activity
Source: RefSeq, a predicted model, not a curated record
AGAGAAAGAGGCUUGUACUUUGGCACCCAAACUGGAGCCAGCCACAAAGCUGCCACCAAGUCAGCUAGCCCCUCUAGGAUGAAGCCAGAAGAAGAGGUGGGGCGCCCCCCCUUAGUUCCCAUUAAGGGGGUUCCCAUGAUCAAAUAUUUUUCUGAGGUCUGGAGUGAGGUGGAAGGCUUCGAAGCACAUCCGGAUGACUUGCUCAUCUCUACUUAUCCCAAGUCUGGAACUACCUGGAUCAGUGAGGUUAUAGACUUGAUCUUUACAGAGGGUGACACAGAGAAAUGCAAACGAAAUCCCAUCUACACACGAGUCCCUUUCUUGGAGUUUAAAGCUCCAGGAGUUCCCUCAGGCAUUGAACUACUGAAUAAAUUAUCACCCCCACGUAUGAUUAAAACCCACCUUCCUGUCCAAUUGCUCCCCGAAUCCUUCUGGAACAAGGAUUGCAAGAUGAUCUAUGUGGCCAGAAAUGCCAAAGAUGUGGCCGUCUCAUAUUUUUACUUCUACCAAAUGGCAAAAGUACACCCUGAUCCUGGAACCUGGAAUGAAUUCCUGGAGUCAUAUAUGACCGGAAAUGUUUCUUUUGGAUCCUGGUACGACCAUGUCAAAGGCUGGUGGGAUAAGAGCAAGGAACAAAGGAUGCUUUACCUCUUCUACGAAGACCUGAAAGAGGAUCCAAAGAGGGAAAUCCGGAAAGUCAUGGAAUUCUUGGAGAGGCCCCCUGAUGCCCAGUUGGUAGAGAAGAUUGCAUACCACACCUCCUUCAAACAGAUGCAGCAGAAUGAGAUGGCCAAUUACAAAACCAUUCCCACCUCCGUCAUGGACCACAGUAUCUCCCCUUUCAUGAGGAAGGGAAUCACUGGUGACUGGAAGAACCUUUUCACAGUGGCUCAAAAUGAACUUUUUGAUGCUGAUUACAAGAAGCAAAUGGAAGGAACAACCCUCCACUUCCGGACAGAGAUCUGAAUGCUCCAGCUUCAUCUGAGCUGUUCUCAAACACCAUCCUAUUAAAAGCAAGAUAGUGGUACUUUUAGCUUCUGUAAAUCUACCUACCCAGGUUCUCGUCUGAUAAUUAAAUUUGCAGGUAAGAUGUCAGAAAAGAAGUGAAAAAAAGGAGUCUAUGGUUUCCUGGAUUCUCUCUUACAUUCAACUGCCUUUGAACACUCACAAUUUCUAUCACAAAGACAGACAAGACAUUGCUUGAGUGCCAAGUUUUUUGUGGAUCUGCAUUCACAUUCACUCACUGCAUUUUGGACAGACUGCCAUACAUCCAUUCCUCCCUUUCCAAACCCAGAAGUUACUUGUUCUUCCUAUUUUUAGGAAGAGCUGGCUAUGUGAAGUGUUGGUUGGCUAUCCUUAGUGGCAAUCAUGGAGCCACUGCCACAUUGUACAGAGUUUUGAUUGGCCGGCCGAAAACAAUCACAAACCCCUCUCCUUUUGCAGAACACUACUUACAGGGUUUUUUUUUUAAUGCAAAACAGAGAGAGAGAGACCAUCACCAGUGUCAGAUCCCCCACUUACAAUCACUCUACACCUUCCUUCUUUUACAAGUUCUCCACAGAGCCAACCCGUGCUCUGUGCAGACACACAUCACCUCUGGGACUGACUUCUAUAAAAAAAAAACAGCAUGCAGAUAGACUCAGAAAGCUCCCGCCAGGGGAGGGAAAGCUGCCUUUCUCCCAAGCUUUUCUCCCUGUGCAAAAACAGUGCGGAGUUUUAAUUCAUUUAUUUGAUUUAUAUUCGAUUUAUAGCCUGCCCGCCCUGCAAGCAGGCUUAGGGCAGGUUACAACAUUAAACAAAAACACUCAAGGCAGUUAAUAAAUAUAAGCAUAAACAUCCUAUAAAAUACAACUCUUAAUUAACCAGUGCCGCAGAUGCAUACAAUACCUCCAUGUGGAGCAGCAGAAAUGGGGAAAUGUCUCCCCUCUACAUUGUGCCUUCACAAUCCCUCUAACUUCUCCCCCAAACAGAAAAAAUACUGAACAGGGAGACAAUUUCUCCAUUAUUGGGCAUAAUUUAAUGCUGUUGUGAACCACCAUGUAACUUUUGAGGCUCCUUUCUGCCGAGUGGGGAGGAGACCAAAAGGAUAGGGCCUCCAUUAGUGGACAUCUAUUCUUCUUUGGAGGCAGAGCCAUAAGUUGGUCCAGCAAGAAGCAAGGCAAGGUUGCAAUUUCUACCAUGGACAUAACGUAUCAGCAUCACUGAGUUCUCAAGAAGCAGAAAGACUACUUCAGCUAUUCACAGAUCUAGGCAUAAAUAUUCUAAAGCCUGUAACAAUCUAUGAAGACAAUCAAGCCUCCAGUUUUCACAGCAAGAGAAUGUGAAUCAACAUGACAAGCAUAUUGACAUAAAGUAGCACAGGGUGAAGAAAAUACAGAAGAAAAUGUAGUCAAGCUGACCUAUUGCCCUACUGAGCAGACGGCUGCUUCGCUUCAAGGAUCUACGACCCGACCAAAUGCCAGCAAGGGGGAUUGUAAGAAAUGGAAGGAUUUGUACCUUGUCCCUGUUCCUAAUCUCAAGUUACAGAGGGGGCUUACAAUAGAGAGAGAGAGAGGAAGACACACUAUACUGCUCUAGCUGAUGCUAUCCCUCAUGUGCACACACACUCUCUCUCCAUCUUGCCACCGCAGAGGACACAGGGCUUGCUCCCUGUAUCCACCACCAUAGUUUAGAUAGAUUUGAUUAGUUAGAUUCUGUCUUUCCUCUUUCCUAUCUUGAGUGGAGUUUCUAAAAGGACUCUUACUUUCUUUACUGAAGCAAGUGUGAGUUUAUUGCCUUAUCAGCACGCACUCACAACCACUUAGCUGUACUCUCUGAAUUGCUCCACUUAUUUGCCCUACAUUGCUCACAGGUUUGUGUGUCAAAAGUGAAGUGAUAGAAAAGCAGAGCUUGCUCUGCAGGAGAGAAACCUGCACCCGCUACCAGAGUGAGGCAGUCUGUCCUCAGCUCCAGUUUUCUCCCUCCCUGAUGACUUUCUCUUCCCUGUUAGAGGGAAAAAUCCGUGCCUUCUCUAUUUCCUCCAACAUUUAGGAUUUUUAAAAAUUGUAUCUCUGGAUUCAUUUAGUUUAGUGGAAGAUUCCUGUCUAGCACCAAUUUAAAGUGCCUUCACAAUCCCUCUAACUUUUCCCCCAAACAGAAAAAAUCUUGAACAGGAAGACAAUUUCCCCGUUAUUGGGCAUAAUUUAAUGCUGUUGUGAACCACCCUGUAACUUUUGAGGCUACUCUCUUCUUAUCAACCACAUCAGGAAAACAUAUAGCAAUGAAAAUUAAAAAACAAUAUUUUUGAUACCUUGCCGAGACUAAUAGUCCUGCUGUUUAUUCACUUCUGAUUCCCUUCCCUUGUAAGCAGAAAAGGAAAGAGUCCAAGAACAUCUGGUAAUUGUUAUAUUUCCAAAAGCAAUAUAUUUUUGAAUACUGUUUACCCUUUUAGGCGUUGGGGAGAUUUUUAAAACCAGAACUUCUCACUUCUUUGUCUUUUAAUAGAAUUUUAAUAACUUUUGUAUGUAGACAUAUAUAUAUAUAUAUAUAUAUAUAUAUAUAUAUAUAUAUAUAUUCACUUGAAAACACUAAGCAUUUAUAUAAAUGGCAUAGAUACUCAGAUUUACACGGUUUACAUCUCUCUUUCCAAUCAUGAAAUAAAACAAAGCCUUUUCUUGA